AUGCCUAGCAAUUUUGGACGAAGGUUGUACACCAGCUUCUGGGAAGCAGCGAACCCUCUCCUUGGACGCGGGCUCUGGGCAAGUCGCACACCACAUUUUUACGAUACAGCAACAAACUCGAACAACAUCAUAUGCGACCUUUUGUUUAAAAGACGGACCAGGAACAUAUCCUCCUUACCACCCCGAAAGACGACACAAAUCACCAGACGAUUCGCUUCGGGCAGUUUUCUUGUACUCGGAAUAUCCCCAAACUCGACUGCAGUAGAGACUGGGACAACUUGUGCAGUAGCCCCUGAAAAGAUUAUAGCCCAUGUUACGCAUAGGACCUACAAGUUCGAUAGAAGGCUUCUUCACGGCUCAUCAAGAAUUGCAUCACCACCAAGAGGCUCCCGCGCGAGCAAGGAUGAUCCACUGAAGAUAGAAGCACAUAUGGAAUCUCUGAGAUACAGUAAUGGAAGCUCCUGGGAGAAUGUCAAAUCUUCCGAAUAUGAGGCGAAUACGGAGAACACAAAGUCAAAGCAGGACAUGCCUAGGCUGCAACAGCCAGGACCAUCGACCCGCCAUCUGAUUGACCGUUUGCCACACAUGCCACAAUUGCACCGGCCCAGCAAAGAGGAGCUAUUGGCUGCAGCCAACGGCUUUUGGUCUCGGCUCAAAGUACGAUUCAAGUGGUUCUCAAUUCGAAGCGUUCGACCUUUUAAUCUGGACGAGAUAACAGCACUCUUUUCCUGGGUACUUCUAGGGCAUGUUGUCUGGGUUGUGUUAGGCACAACUACAUUCUUUUCCUUGUUGAUCAUCGCAAUCAAUACCGUUUUCGCUCAAGAAACCUUGGCUGGCUGGAUAGGUAACUAUCUCACGAAAUCUUCAGGAGUGAAAGUUGUGUUCGAGUCAGCGAUUGUCCCCAAGUGGAGAGAUGGCGUAAUAACGUUCAAGAAUGUCUUUGUCUCCAGGCGACCCGGCCAAGGAACAGGUCAUGUUAGUAAAGGCUCGCCUAAAACUGCAGCUGCCGUGGCUGCGGCUGCAGCGCUCAAUGAUCGGCCUAACUCGGACAUCUUGGAUCAACGACUCUCAUCGGUGGAAGAGGAUACAAACUAUACGCAAUUUGACCUGGCAAUCGAGACAGUGAACGUUACACUAUCAUUUACCAAAUGGAUCAACGGCAAAGGGCUGCUGCGUGAUGUCGAGAUUCAAGGGAUACGGGGCGUUGUUGACCGCAGAUAUGUUUAUUGGUCAGAUGAUGACCUCGACCCAAAAUCCUACCGGCAUGAACACAACCCCGGAGACUUUGAGAUCGAUUCUUUUAAGAUGAGCGAUGUCCUAGUCACGGUUUACCAGCCGGACAAUUUCAGACCAUUUUCUGUUAGUAUAUUCUCUUGCGAUCUACCACAACUGAGAAAGCAGUGGCUGUUUUAUGACUUCAUGUCAGCCAAUAUUAUGUCAGGAUCUUUUGACAAUUCGUUAUUCACUAUUCAUCCACGGCAGACUCAUAGUUUCACCGGAGCACAGUUAGACAACGGGGUAGGAGAGGACGGCAGAACGAGCCCUUGGAAAAAACAUAGCAGGAUACGCAUCGAUGGUCUGAACAUUGAUCAUCUAAACCGUGGAGUACAAGGGCCUUUCUCAUGGAUACAUGAAGGAACUGUCGACAUUGUUGCCGACAUCAUGUUUCCAGCAGAAAAUGACGAAAGCCUAACUAAGGUAAUGGCUGACAUUUAUGAUCGACUAGAAGCAACUGUCACAUCUACUCAGCACCGUGAUACGUCAUCGGACAACCCAACUCAGCCUGGCGAAACUGUUGGUGAGAACGACAUGCGAUUUUUAGUCACCGACUUACGACUGCACUUAAACAAUGUUAGGGCAGUUGUCCCCCUAUUCACACGUGAUCUCUCAUAUAUAAACAAUGCCCUCAUUAGGCCCAUUGUGGCAUACAUCAAUUCACGACGUACUUUCAUCCCUGUUAAUUGCCACCUUGUCAAGCGAGUUGGUGAUUUCGACGGCAGCUGGACUAUAUUCGAUAGCGGCUUAAUGGAUGAUCUUUCUGCAGCGGUGUAUGACGCAUUUGCACGAGAUGUUGUGGAUGACCAAGCACGCAAGCGACGUUUCAAGAAAGUAGGGUUUUGGUCACUCCAAUUAGCAGCCCAGGCUAUUUUUAUGGGUAUGGCUGGAAAUAUAGCAUGA
This is a messenger RNA of Aspergillus bombycis, 2178 nucleotides long. Its product is annotated as mitochondrial distribution and morphology protein. The transcript is spliced from 3 exons. The coding region runs from base 1 to 2178 and encodes 725 amino acids. NCBI's taxonomy places the organism in Eukaryota, Fungi, Ascomycota, Eurotiomycetes, Eurotiales, Aspergillaceae. The record is from RefSeq and is a predicted model, not a curated record. Gene Ontology annotation, cellular component: mitochondrial inner membrane. Gene Ontology annotation, biological process: mitochondrion inheritance.